AUGCUCUUUUCUGCAAACUCGGUUCUCCGCGUCAGUGGCUCGCUGUCGUUCAUGAAGUAUCAAUCUGAUGGGGGCGAAGAUGCCCAGCGGAUUCCCAACAAGCGCAAGCGUGACGACUGUGACUCCAACGAUGAAUCACACGUGACAACCUCAAAAGCCGUUUGUCUCUCCCACCCCUCCACUGGUCCAGCGCCGCCUACCCCAACUCUCCUGAGUCUUCCUCUCGAGCUGCGCGACCGCAUCUACGCCCACACCGAAGGACGGCUGGUAAAGCUGCAACUUCUGAGUACCCGGUACGCUAAAGAGGUUGGGUACACUAUACGCUUCAGGACACCCGGCAUUGGCUUCUCUGGUCUUCACGGCGUAAACAGGCAAUUUCGCAAGGAGCUCGAAGAGUGGUUUGGUACCAACCAUAAGAUCGACCUCAAGAUUCACAAACGCAUCAUUCUCGGCCACGAAAUUGCGAAAUUCUCCCCCGAAGAGUGCUCCCGCAUCGUCUACCUGCGCAUUUUCCCAUUGCCCUGGGAAUCCUACGACUUGUGGAACCAACCCGCCGGCGCAAUAAUCACCACAAUCAUGGGCUGCUCUGCUGCAGCACUUGCGGACACCCUUCCGUCCCUUGAUGGCAUCGAAUUCACCUUUGAGUGCGCUCGGAACAAACGCGAUGAGGUCAAUCGAGACCUCGACGACUUCUGCGAAAAGUUCGCCGCCAUCAGACGAGACAUGGAUAUCGAGAGCAGAAGCUGGUCAAAUGGUCGUUAUGUGGUAAAGAUGGCGAUCCUCGAAGAGCUUUGA
Messenger RNA from Cyphellophora europaea CBS 101466, 795 nucleotides. RefSeq lists its product as uncharacterized. The record is from RefSeq and is a predicted model, not a curated record. The transcript has a single exon. Bases 1 to 795 code for a protein of 264 amino acids. NCBI's taxonomy places the organism in Eukaryota, Fungi, Ascomycota, Eurotiomycetes, Chaetothyriales, Cyphellophoraceae.